Clunio marinus is the source of this 285-nucleotide messenger RNA. The record is from the annotation of a GenBank genome assembly. NCBI's taxonomy places the organism in Eukaryota, Metazoa, Arthropoda, Insecta, Diptera, Chironomidae.
AUGUUUUAUUCAUGCAAAUCUGCGAAAACUGCACAAAGCCAAUUGACUUAUGCUUACACACAUUGUCAUAAUUUCCUUUCUACACCUUUGCGUUCAUUAAACUUGUUCUGUGAUUGUGAAUUCAUGAACACAUUGGCUAAAUUUUACAUUCCCUUGCGACAUCAGACUCUCUUGAAUGGGGAGAGUGUUAGCCAUGAUAUUUAUUAUCAAGAUCAGUUGACGAUGUUGCAAGUUGUCAAUGAUGAUUCGUCAAUUAAAAGUUCAGCGUCUGGUGAUGAUGCGUGA